UUUUUUAAUAUUUCUAUACAGUUUCGCAAGUAUAAAUCAGGAUCUGUUUAGUUUAUUUCAAAAUAAAUACAAUAAAAAUCGAUUCAACUCAAAUCGAUAGAAUUUGAAUUCGUACUUCACAUCACUAGUCUGGGACAUCUUCCUUAGUUCACCAAACUGACAGUGGGACAAUUAGAGAUGGACGUUGAUUACUCAUUCCCCAAUAAUGUUUAGCAUUUGAAUAAUAAAUAGUGUAAAACUAUAAAUAAAAGCUUAAAUUUGUGUUAAAUAUCGUACUGUAAUAGUUUUAUGGGAUAUUAAUUCAAAAUGCAUCGUCGCAGGGGACCAAACUUCACCUAUGUCAGCGGUUGUGUUAAAUACAUGAUUUUUAUAUUGAAUUUUAUAUUUUGGUUGUUUGGUGGGCUGCUCAUUGCUGUUGGGCUGUAUGCAUUUAUUGACAAAUGGCAAGCCACCGGUCUUAUAAAGUUGGACACAGUUUACGAUGUGAUGCUGAACAUAAGUCUGCUGAUAGCUCUUCUCGGUGGCGUGGUGUUCGUGGUCAGUUUCGCCGGUUGCGUGGGCGCACUCAGAGAGAAUACCUGCCUUCUUAAGUUUUACUCGCUGUGCCUGCUGAUCCUGUUCCUGGUGGAGAUGGGCGGCGCGGUGUGCGGGUUCGUGUUCCCGCGCUCGCUGCACGGGCUGCUGGAGCUCAGCUUCACGGAGCGCGUCGUGCACGCCUACAGGGACGACCCCGACCUGCAGAACUUCAUCGAUUUCGCGCAGAGCGAUUUUCACUGCUGCGGUCUGACAUCAGACGGCUACAUGGACUGGUCUAAGAACGAGUACUUCAACUGCUCGUCACCAUCUGUCGAGCGAUGCGGAGUUCCAUUCUCGUGCUGUAUCAACGCUACGGAUAUAUCGUCCGGCUUAGUCAAUAUCAUGUGUGGAUACGGCGUGCAGAAUUAUCCUGUGGCGGAGGCCAGCAAGCGCGUGUGGACGAGCGGCUGCAUAGAGAUAGUGCGGUCGUGGGCCGAGCGCAACCUCUACACCAUCGCGUCCGUGGCGCUGGGCGUGGCGCUGGCGCAGCUGUUCGUCAUAUACCUGGCCAAGACCCUCGAGGGGCAGAUCGAGCUGCAGAAAGCUAGAUGGCAAACAUGAAAUAGGGGGACGAUGGGGGCCUACCGCGACGAGUGCCGGCGCGCGCUGCUGUAGCCCCCGCCGGGCCCCCCGCCCCCGCUGCUCCCGCCGGGG
Molecule: messenger RNA, 1230 nt
Organism: Trichoplusia ni (cabbage looper)
Lineage: Eukaryota; Metazoa; Arthropoda; Insecta; Lepidoptera; Noctuidae
Product: tetraspanin-33-like
Exons: 7
Coding region: 307-1137 (276 amino acids)
Biological process (GO): protein localization to plasma membrane; protein maturation
Cellular component (GO): membrane
Source: RefSeq, a predicted model, not a curated record